This is a messenger RNA of Pieris macdunnoughi, 2313 nucleotides long. The record is from the annotation of a GenBank genome assembly. NCBI's taxonomy places the organism in Eukaryota, Metazoa, Arthropoda, Insecta, Lepidoptera, Pieridae.
AUGGAUAUACAUAACAGAGUGGUGGUAUUAAUUGAUAUGGACUGUUUUUAUUGUCAAGUUGAAGAAAAGCUAAAUCCAGAACUAAAAGGAAAACCCAUUGCUGUUGUGCAAUACAAUCCAUGGAAAGGCGGAGGAAUAAUAGCUGUGAACUAUGUAGCAAGAGCCAUGGGUGUUACUAGACACAUGAGAGGAGAUGAAGCCAAGGAGAAAUGUCCUGAAAUACAGCUGCCUUCUGUGCCAUGUUUAAGGGGGAAAGCUGAUAUUUCCAAAUACCGAGAUGCUGGCAAAGAAGUUGCUAAAGUUCUACAAAGGUUUACAACACUGUUAGAAAGAGCUUCUAUUGAUGAAGCAUACUUAGAUAUAACAACACCUGUUCAAGAACGCCUUAAAAUCAUCAACAUAAAUACAAUAAGUACAGACAUGAUGCCUAACACAUUUGCUCUCGGAUAUCAAAGCAUAGAUGAGUUGGUGUCUGAUGUACAUAAUUAUGGAGGAGAUUGUAUGGAAUUUGAUAUAGAACAUGCAUCACGGUUGCUAGUGGGGGCUGUGAUUGUUAGUGAAAUAAGAGCUGCUGUAUAUGAAGAAACUGGCUACCACUGCUCAGCUGGCAUUGCACACAAUAAAAUUUUAGCUAAGCUUGUAUGUGGAAUGAACAAACCCAACAAACAAACAAUACUACCAAAACAUAGCAUUAAUUUGCUGUAUCAAACAUUACCACUAAAAAAAGUAAAGCACUUGGGUGGAAAAUUUGGAGAUGCAGUAUGUGAAACUUUAACAAUUAGACUAAUGGGAGAACUACAAAAAUUUUCUGAAAAUGAGUUACAAGUGAGAUUUGAUGAGAAAAAUGGAACAUGGCUUUAUAAUAUAGCGCGUGGCAUUGAUUUAGAGCCAGUUCAAGCUAGAUUUAAUCCAAAAAGUAUUGGAUGCUGCAAACAAUUCCGUGGGAAAUCUGCUUUAACAACAUUAGAUAGCUUAAAAAAAUGGCUUAGAGACCUAGGGUAUGAAAUUGAAGAUAGAUUGGAAAAGGAUGCCUUAGAAAAUAAUAGAACCCCUAAACAGAUGGUGGUUAGUUUUUCUACUCAAACCCAAGAUGGUAGGGAUAUUAGCAGUAGUAGGUCUUACAAUUUUACCCCUGACGAUGAACUAUGUGGGGAUUUAUUUUCAACCAAAGCUCUGGAAUUGAUUUUAGACAGUGCUGAAGGUUGUAAAUUGAAAGAUGAUGAACCUGAUCGAAGAUUAAAAGCACCAAUAAAAUUUCUUGGUAUAAGUGUGGGCAAGUUUGAAGAUAAUGAUACCAAGAAAACAAAGAAAAUUAAAGAUUACUUUAUUGCUGGUUCCUCUACAGUACAAAGUACUAAAGAAAACUUAAAACCUGAUAGUGUAGACACAAAAUGCUGUAGCAAAAUUGUUGACAAAGAACAUGUAUUUAGAAAAUUCUUUCAAAUUACAGAGAAAGGAGCAGAACCACUAUGUGGUAAUGCAAGUUCAUCAAAAACUAAUAUUGACAAUUAUUGUAAAACAAAAGACCUUAAAAGUGACAUUCAACAAAUAGAAUCAAGCUUAGAAAGACAAGAAUCAUUCUUUGCUAAGUUUUUAAAUAGAAACAAACAUCCAAAUGAAAAAUCAACUACACCAGUAUGUAAGGUAGAAACUUGUGGCGAUGAAAGCAAUGAUACUAAUUACUCUGGAUCUACUAUUGAUGAAGAAAUAAAUAAAAGUAUUGCCAUGUUUGAAGAUGAUCCCUUAGAAGUAGACAGGGUCAGUAGUAUGAGGCAACUACUUAACACAUCUAAAGUAGGAAAAGAUACCCCUGAUGUGGAAGAAAAUGGACAAUUAGAUUUAGCUAGCAAUAUUGUAAUAUGUGAACCUAAUAUAGAAGUAAUACAAUGCUCCGAAUGUGGGAAAAACAUAUCAUUAGACAUGUUUGAUAUUCAUGCUGAUUACCACCUUGCUUUAAAAAUAAGAAGUGAAGAAAGAGAGCAGAUACGAAAUAAAGUUGAAAGCAAAAAGAAAGAUUUGGCAAAGAAUACUGAAUCAUUAAAAAAACAUGAGGAAAAUACAAAUAAAUCAAUAGCUAACUUUUUGGUUAAAAUUGAUGAAACUAUUCCAUGUAAAAUGUGUUCUGAAUGUGGAAGCAGGGUUCCAUUGGAGAAAUUUGAAGAGCAUUUAGAUUUUCAUGAAGCUCAAAGAUUAAGCAGAGAAAUUAAUAGGCCAUCACUACCUGUUAAUAGUGCUAAGAGGAAAAGAAAAUCUGCAUCACCUCUUAAGAAACCCAAAAUGCAAUGUAAAUCUAUAGAUCUGUUUUUUAGAUGA